Messenger RNA from Coregonus sp. 'balchen', 6992 nucleotides. The record is from the annotation of a GenBank genome assembly. NCBI's taxonomy places the organism in Eukaryota, Metazoa, Chordata, Actinopteri, Salmoniformes, Salmonidae.
AUUUUAUUUUGUUGCGGAUGUUUUGGGUCCAAUCGAAAAAUCAGGAAACGGGUGUAUUUAGCUAGCUGACUUAAGCCGAGCAGCUAAAUAACCAAAACGAUCAUGAAGAGAGUCACUCUGUUUGUCAACGGAACUUCUUCCAAUGGCAAGGUAAGCAAGUUGCCGAGAAACCUGUCCUAUCCGAUCUCGUUCUAUAUCAACGGCAGCACAGAUAACAUCUCUGCAUAGCUACUGCUGUAGCUAGCUAGCUACAUCUCAUCUGACUACAGUAGGUACGCUAGGUUGCCAGCAGUUUCCUCAUUUGUCAGUGUACAUCGCCAGAUAUGUUGUAUUUUGUCGCAUGGUUGUCAUCAUCUGUAUCUGUGUGCGUCGUGUGUAUUUUGCCGCAGGUUGUGGCGCUGUAUGGAUCACUGACAGACCUGCUAUCCGUCGCUAGCAGUAAACUGGGAAUCCGAGCCUCCAGCGUUUAUAACGGGACAGGCGGUCUUAUAGACGACAUAACGCUCAUAAGGUGAGUUCAAAAUUGGCGACAUAGCAUAACUACUCUGCUAGCUAGGCAGGACAAAGUUAUGUUCACUGCUAACAUUAUCAGCGUGUGUGUGUUCUGCAGGGAUGAUGAUGUGCUGUAUGUGUCUGAGGGAGACUCAUUUGAUGGUAAGUUGACUACAACCUCUCAACAGGUCUGACGGCUCUAUUGGGAGGUACAGUGUGGGAUAUUCUGUGCUUCUGUCUGGGUGGGAUGUAGGUGGGAUGUACUUGCUAUCUGUAUGACUUCCCUCAGAUGUGAGUAAGACAAUGUGUGCAGACCCCCAGGAUGACCCUGGCGGUCCAGACUGGUUCCAGACUCACACUGAUUGGCUGACGCUCAAUGUUGGGGGUUGCUGCUUCACCACCACACGGUAACCAUGACAACCUCACAGUCUCUCUUAACUCCAUUCUAGUGAUGCACAUAACACAUAACAUGUGUGGUGUGUGUUCUCUCCUCAGGAGCACGCUGGUCAGUAAACAGCCAGAGAGCAUGCUGGCCCACAUGUUCAGAGACAAAGGUGAUGACGUCACUCCCACAAUGCACCAUUUUACAUUUACAUCAUUUAGCAAACGCUCUUAUCCAGAGCGACUUACAAAUUGGUGUAUUCAACUUAUGAUAGCCAGUGGGGACAACCACUUAUUUUUAGUUUUUUUAUGGUGGGGAGGGGGAGGGGGGAUUACUUUUAUACUAUUCCAGGUAUUCCUUAAAGAGGUAGGGUUUCAAGUGUCUCCGGAAGGUGGUCAGUGACUCUGCUGUCCUGGCGUCGUGGGGGAGCUUGUUCCACCAUUGGGGUGCCAGAGCAGCAAAUAGCUUUGACUGGGCUCAGCGGGAACUGUGCUUCCGUAGAGGUAGGGGAGCUAGCAGGCCAGAGGUGGAUGAACGUAGUGCCCUCGUUUGGGUGUAGGGUCUGAUCAGAGCCUGAAGGUAAGGAGGUGCCGUUCCCCUCACAGCUCUGUAGGCAAGCACCAUGGUCUUGUAGUAGAUGCGAGCCUCAACUGGAAGCCAGUGGAGUGUGCGGAGGAGCGGGGUGACAUGAGAGAACUUGGGAAGGUUGAACACCAGACGGGCUGCAGCGUUCUGGAUAAGUUGUAGGGGUUUAAUGGCACAGGCAGGGAGCCCAGCCAACAGCAGUAAUCCAGACGGGAGAUGACAAGUUCCUGGAUUAGGACCUGUGCCGCUUUCUGUGUAAGGUAGGGUCGUACUCUGCGAAUGUUGUAGAGCAUGAACCUGCAGGAUCGGGUCACCGCUUUGAUGUUAGCGGAGAACGACAGGGUGUUGUCCAGGGUCACGCCAAGGUUCUUUGCACUCUGGGAGGAGGACACAAUGGAGUUGUCAACCGUGAUGGCGAGAUCAUGGAGCGGGCAGUCCUUCCCCGGGAGGAAGAGCAGCUCCGUCUUGCCGAGGUUCAGCUUGAGGUGGUGAUCCGACAUCCACACUGAUAUGUCUACCAGACAUGCAGAAAUGCGAUUUGCCACCUGGUUAUCAGAAGGGGGAAAGGAGAAAAUUAAUUGUGUGUCGUCUGCGUAGCAAUGAUAGGAGAGACCAUGUGAGGAUAUGACAGAGCCAAGUGACUUGGUGUAUAGAGAGAAUAGGAGAGGGCCUAGAACUGAGCCCUGGGGGACACCAGUGGUGAGAGCACGUGGUGCGGAGACAGAUUCUUGCCACGCCACCUGGUAGGAGCGACCUGUCAGGUAGGACGCAAUCCAAGAGUGAGCAGCGCCGGAGAUGCCCAACUCGGAGAGGGCGGAGAGGAGGAUCUGAUGGUUCACAGUAUCAAAGGCAGCAGAUAGGUGUAGAAGGAUAAGAGCAGAGGAGAGAUAGUUAGCUUUAGCAGUGCGGAGAGCCUCCGUGACACAGAGAAGAGCAGUCUCAGUUGAAUGACCAGUCUUGAAACCUGACUGGUUUGGAUCAAGAAGAUCAUUAUGAGAGAGAUAGCAGGAGAGUUGGCUAGAGACGGCACGCUCAAGAGUUUUGGAGAGAAAAGAAAGAAGGGAUACUGGUCUGUAGUUGUUGACAUCGGAGGGAUCGAGUGAAGGUUUUUUGAGGAGGGGUGCAACUCUCGCUCUCUUUAAGACGGAAGGGACAUGGCCAGCGGUCAAGGAUGAGUUGAUGAGCGAGGUGAGGUAAGGGAGAAGGUCUCCGGAAAUGGUCUGGAGAAGAGAGGAGUGGAUAGGGUCAAGCAGGCAGGUUGUUGGGCGGCCGGCCGUCGCAAGUCGCAAGAUUUCAUCUGGAGAGAGAGGGGAGAAAGAAGUCAAAGCAUAGGGUAGGGCAGUGUGAGCAGGACCAGCGGUGUCAUUUGACUUAAUAAAUGAGGAUCGGAUGUCGUCAACCUUCUUUUCAAAAUGGUUGACGAAGUCAUCCACAGAGAGGGAGGAGGAGGAGGAUUCAGCAGGGAGGAGAAGGUGGCAAAGAGCUUCCUAGGGUUAGAGGCAGAGGUUUGAAAUUUAGAGUGGUAGAAAGUGGCUUUAGCAGCGUAAACAGAGGAAGAGAAUGUAGAGAGGAGGGAGUGAAAAGAUGACAGGUCCGCAGGGAGUCUAGUUUUCCUCCAUUUCCGCUCGGCUGCCCGGAGCCCUCUUCUGUGAGCUCACAAUGAGUCGUCAAGCCACGGAGCAGGAGGGGAGGACCGAGCCGGCCGGGAGGAUAGGGGACAUAGAGAGUCAAAAGAUGCAGAAAGGGAGGAGAGGAGGGAGAAGGAUUUAGCAGAGGGAAGAGAUGAUAGGAUGGAAGAGGAGAGAGUAGCGGGAGAGAGAGAGCGACGGUUGCGACGGCACAUUACCAUCUGUGUAGGGGCAGAGUGAGUAGUGUUGGAGGAGAGCGAGAGAGAAAAGGAUACAAAGUAGUGGUCGGAGACUUGGAGGGGAGUUGCAGUAAGAUUAGUAGAAGAACAGCAUCUAGUAAAGAUGAGGUCAAGCGUAUUGCCUGCCUUGUGAGUAGGGGUGGACGGUGAGAGGGUGAGGUCAAAAGAGGAAAGGAGUGGAAAGAAGGAGGCAGAGAGAAAUUAGUCAAAGGCAGACGUAGGGAGGUUAGUCACCCAGAACUGUGAGGGGUGAGCCAUCCUCAGGAAAGGAACUUAUCAAGGCGUCAAGCUCAUUGAUGAACUCUCCAAGGGAACCUGGAGGGCGAUAAAUGACAAGGAUGUUAAUCUUGAAUGGGCUAGUGACUGUGACAGCAUGGAAUUCAAAUGAGGAGAUAGACAGAUGGGUCAGGGGGAAAAGAGAGAAUGUCCACUUGGGAGAGAUGAGGAUUCCUGUGCCACUGCCGCGCUGACCAGAUGCUCUCGGGGUAUGCGAGAACACAUGGUUAGACGAGGAAAGAGCAGUAGGAGUAGCAGUGUUUUCUGUGGUAAUCCAUGUUUCCGUCAGCGCCAAGAAGUCGAGGGACUGGAGGGUAGCAUAGGCUGAGAUGAACUCUGCCUUGUUGGCCGCAGAACGGCAGUUCCAGAGGCUGCCAGAGACUUGGAACUCCACGUGGGUUGUGCGCGCAGGGAUGGCCUGUGCAGAGAGGAGAGAACAGGGAUAGACAGAUACAGUGGGGAGAACAAGUAUUUGAUACACUGCCGAUUUUGCAGGUUUCCCUACUUACAAAGCAUGUAGAUGGUAUUUGAUGUAUCAAAUACUUAUGUCAUGCAAUGAAAUGCAAAUUAAUUACUUAAAAAUCAUACAAUGUGAUUUUCUGGAUUUUGUCUCUCACAGUUGAAGUGUACCUAUGAUAAAAAUUACAGACCUCUACAUGCUUUUGUAAGUAGGAAAACCUGCAAAAUCGGCAGUGUAUCAAAUACUUGUUCUCUCCACUGUACAUAGUUGACAGGCUACAGAAAAAGGCUACAAUAAUGCAAAGGAGAUCGAAAUGAAAUGAACUAAACAUCUGGGAGAGCGAGAGAUCGGGGCCUCCCUCACUUACGUUUCACUGAAACACUCAAAUAUAACUCUCUCAACUUCCACUUUAGAAAUUAUAAUUGUUGUAAAUAUCUACACACACACACACCACUCACUGCCUGUCUCCUCCACCCAUUAUUCAUGUCCCAAAUUCCUGGUGUGUGUGUGUGUGUGUAGAUGUGUGGGGUAAUAAGCAGGACUCUCAGGGUGCCUACCUAAUAGACAGGAGUCCAGGCUACUUUGAACCCAUCCUCAACUACCUGAGACACGGACAACUCAUCAUCAAUGACGGCAUCAACCCACUGGGUAUGCCACAUACACACAACGUACACACCGGACUUACACACACACACACACACACAAAUAGCUACUUCAUCUCUUUCUCUGUCUCAGGAGUCCUGGAGGAGGCUCGGUUCUUCGGCAUUGAGCAGCUGGCUGAGCAAUUGGAGACCCUGAUCAAGGUUUGUGUGUGUGUGAAUACCGUAAGUGUGCAUGAGGCCUGUCUAUCCUAACUAAACCAUAUUUUCUCCUACCCAGAGUUCCCAGCCCGCUGAUGACCACUCCCCUCUAACCAGGAAGGAGUUUGUGCGUUUCCUGUUGGCCACACCCACCAAGUCAGAGCUGCGCUGUCAGGUAGCAGACACACACACACACCAAAACGUAUCUGUUUUCAGUGGCUAUGAUCUAUCUUGUCUUACACUGUCCUCUUUGAUUGCUCUCUAUCACACACACAGGGUCUGAACUUCAGUGGUGCAGACCUGUCUCGUCUGGACCUGCGCUACAUCAACUUUAAGAUGGCCAACCUGAGAGCUGCCAACCUCACUCACGCCAACCUCAGUGGUGCCAACCUGGAGCGGGCAGACCUGUCCUCAGCUUGCCUCGACGUGAGUGUAAAUGCAUAGUGUUACUAUGUGCGUGUGUGUUUUAGGGGGCUAACCUACAGGGUGUUAAGAUGCUGUGUUCUAAUGCGGAGGUAUGUGUGUGUUUUAGGGGGCUAACCUACAGGGUGUUAAGAUGCUGUGUUCUAAUGCGGAGGUAUGUGUGUGUUUUAGGGAGCUAACCUACAGGGUGUUAAGAUGCUGUGUUCUAAUGCGGAGGUAUGGUUUUGUUUAGGGAGCUAACCUACAGGGUGUUAAGAUGCUGUGUUCUAAUGCGGAGGUAUGUGUGUGUUUUAGGGGCAACCUACAGGGUGUUAAGAUGCUGUGUUCUAAGCGGAGGUAUGUGUGUGUUUUAGGAGCUAACCUACGGGUGUUAAGAUGCUGUGUUCUAAUGUGGAGGUUAUGUGUGUGUUUUAGGAGCUAACCUACAGGGUGUUAAGAUGCUGGUUCUAAUGUGGAGGUAUGUGUGUUUUAGGGGCAACCUACAGGUGUUAAGAUGCUGUGUUCAAUGUGGAGGUAGUGUGUGUUUAGGGAGCUAACUCAGGGUGUUAAGAUGCUGUGUUCUAAUGCGGAGGUAUGGUGUGUUUUAGGGAGCUAACCUACAGGUGUUAAGAUGCUGUGUUCUAAUGCGGAGGUAUGUGUGUGUUUUAGGGAGCUAACCUACAGGGUGUUAAGAUGCUGUGUUCUAAUGCGGAGGUAUGUGUGUGUUUUAGGGGGCUAACCUACAGGGUGUUAAGAUGCUGUGUUCUAAGCGGAGGUAUGUGGUGUUUUAGGAGCUAACCUACAGGUGUAAGAUGCUGUGUUCUAAUGCGGAGGUAUGUGUGUGUUUAGGGGCUAACCUACAGGGUGUUAGAUGCUGUGUUCUAAUGCGAGGUAUGUGUGUGUUUUAGGAGCUAACCUACAGGGUGUUAAGAUGCUGUGUUCUAAUGCGGAAGUAUGUGUGUGUUUAGGGGCUAACCUACAGGGUGUUAAGAUGCUGUGUUCUAAUGCGGAGGUAUGUGUGUGUUUUAGGGAGCUAACCCUACAGGGUUAAGAUGCUUGUUCUAAUGCGGAGGUAUGUGUGUGUUUUAGGGGGCUAACCUACAGGGUGUUAAGAUGCUGUGUCUAAUGCGGAGUAUGUGUGUGUUUUAGGGAGCUAACCUACAGGGUGUUAAGAUGCUGUGUUCUAAUGCGGAGGGAGCGUCUCUGAGAGGGUGUAACUUUGAGGACCCUGCUGGAGUCAAAGCCAACAUGGAGGGUAACACACACACACACAAUUAUUUUGGCCUUGACUCGAACACACACACUUGGAUUGUAAGGACGAGCAAGGUUCAAUACCUGUUCGGUCAUCCUUGGAUUUCUAUUGAUUUAUAUAUUGUGUGUGUUAGGUGCCAACCUAAAGGGGGUGGACAUGGAGGGUAGUCAGAUGACAGGUAUCAACCUGCGAGUCGCCACACUGAAGAACGCCAAGCUGAAAAACUGCAACCUGAGAGGAGCUACACUGGCUGGCACAGACCUGGAGGUAAACACACACACACACACACACUCACAACAGCUCUCAAACAUUGCUCCCUCCCGCUCUCUCUCUCCCCCUCUCUCUCAGAACUGUGACCUGUCUGGAUGUGAUCUACAGGAAGCUAACCUUCGGGGCUCCAACGUGAAGGGAGCCAUCUUUGAAGAGAUGCUGACCCCACUGCACAUGUCUCAGAGUGUACGAUAACCCCACUGCAC